Messenger RNA from Ooceraea biroi (clonal raider ant), 8150 nucleotides. RefSeq lists its product as uncharacterized. Lineage: Eukaryota; Metazoa; Arthropoda; Insecta; Hymenoptera; Formicidae. Gene Ontology annotation, cellular component: nucleoplasm. The record is from RefSeq and is a predicted model, not a curated record. Gene Ontology annotation, molecular function: DNA-binding transcription repressor activity, RNA polymerase II-specific; RNA polymerase II cis-regulatory region sequence-specific DNA binding. Gene Ontology annotation, biological process: regulation of transcription by RNA polymerase II.
UUCAUAAGUUGUUGCCAAGUUUUCCUUUUUGCAUUAAUGCGAUUGCUACAUUCUGACACAACACAAUAACUCAUCGUGCAUGUAAUUUCAGUGUCACAACUUUACAAAACUUUAUCGAGUAUCAUUCGGGCGAUGUCGAGAACAGCCGAACUCGCCCGAUUUGCCAGCAGCCUCUCCUUACCGCAAAUCUCAGAACCCCCCUUGUCUAAGUUCGUAGCAUAGGCUCCGUCCAUAUAUUCCUAUGUCAAUGCUAUAGCUAAAGCGCAUCUCGAACGAUGGCGACCGGCAACGGUCGAAUCGUUUUUCACGCGCCAUACUACUUUAAAACGCGACCUGCGAAAACGCCACGCUCGUGGAAGCUCGCCUUGGGAAGAAUCCAAAUGUCCCAAUGAAAAGUUCCUAGGAAGCGCGGCCGCCCAUUGGCCCGCGGAAGGCGGGCGCACGAAUCACGCGCGCGUCUCGCAGCUCGUCGGUCUACGCGGGACCCGUGCCGGCAGCCCUGGCGGUUGGUGAGCGCGCGUGCGCUCCGGCCGGCCGCCAUUUUGUCACGUUUAUUUCUAAACGUGUCCCCCACCAGAUUGAAAACAACCGAAGGUCGACGCUGCUCUCGGAUCGCGACGCAGUGCUCUUGGUUAGGUUGCUGGCUGCGUCGUACGUCCCGACUUGAACAUGAUUUCAGUGAUCAAGUAGCUUGGACGAAACGACACCGAGAUGGACGUCGCCGGAGAUCUAAACCUGCAGUGGGUGGGAGACGUGGAGCUCCACGAGGAGGUGAUAUGCAGCCUGGGUGCGCAACUGGUGGCUUCGGAGGAGGAGGUCAUAGGUGCCUGCGAGGAGGUGGCGGUGGAGGAGACGGUCGAGUCCGUUGCCGACGUGGUGGUGCCCACCACCGAGUCCGAGAUACUGAUGGUGCCUCAGACCAAUGACAUGGAGUCGAUUUAUAUCGUGCCGCAGGAUCAGGGGCACGACUACCUGAACAUACAGGUGACGGAGGAGGUGAUAGCUGACAACUGGGACAGGCCUGUCCCUGAUGACGGGGUUGAGAUUCCGGAGGCAAAGAUGACAAACGACAAUCUGUUGGAGUACGACGACAUGGAGAUACCGUUGCCGAUCGACCAGGAUUCCUAUACCAACAGCCGACCGUACCCCUGCGACUUUUGCAGCCGGAGGUUCCGCAAGAAGGCGAACCUGAUGAAUCACAUGCUGACGCACCAGACGGACCGGCCGCACGGCUGCAAUCUGUGCGGAGCGCGCUACGUGCGCAAGUGCGACUUGAACAACCAUCUGAAGAUCCACGCGUACGCGCCGUCGUCGCGGGACGGCCUGGACGACGACCUGAACGACGAGGACUCGCUGGUGGCCGAGGAGGAGGAGACGACCGCCGGCAGCGCCAAGGGCAGGCGCAAGAAGGUGCAGUCGAGCGCGCCGCGCAAGCGGAAAACGACCAACACGGUGGCCAACCUACCGAAGCGCAACCCCGCCGAGGGCAGCCUCAAGAUGGAGAUGGGCAAGUAUGUAUCUAGGUCGUCCACGCGGACAAUCGCGGGUGACGAUGUCGGGGCUGGUUUGACUGACUCAAUCGUGCAAUUUUGUAGCGGCAAUUACGCGUUCAGCUCGAGGUGGCAGAUGGAGGAGAUGUCAUCUGUCACCGGUGAGCAGCAGCCGCCGCAGUGGCCGGUUACCGAUCCAACAAAACCCUACGUCUGCCAGUACUGCGGCGUGGGUUUUGCUAGGGAGAAAGCGCUGGCGUCACACUCCCGUAUCCACGGCGGUGACAGCCCGUUUGAGUGCAUGUCGUGCAACGAGAUGUUCUGGGACGUUAACAGUAUGCGGGAACAUAUGCGUGUGAAACACGGCGGCGCCGUACCACAGCAGGCGGGAUCCGACACGGAGGAGUACGACAAUGACGCCACUUACACGGGCGAUAGCGAGAAGUUCGGCGAAUAUUACUGUAGCACUUGCGCGCUGCCGUUCCACCGGCUGGAUCUGCUUAAACGCCAUCAAAAAACUCACAUGAAGCAAGAGGAAUCCGUGGAGGGUUCCAGCCAGCAUCACGUGUGUAACGUCUGCGGGGAGUGGUUCGAGGAGGCAUUAGCGCUACUCGCACACGCGGAAUUUCACGCUUCAAGAUCCCCUAGUCGUCGCUGCCUGCUGUGCGGGGCGAGGUGCCGCGACGAGGCGGAAGUCGCCGAGCACGUGCGGCAGAAUCACGCGGAGGACGCGCCGCCGAACACGUGCACCCUGUGCGGCAAGACGUGCAAGGACAAGCGCAGCUUGCUGAAACACUCGUGGGUGCACAACGUCGACAAGACCUUCGGCUGUACGAAGUGCGGGAAACGCUUCCACAGUAAAGCCCGAUUGCGAAGACACAUGGUGUCGCAUCGCAACAAGAUGGUCGCCUGCGACGAGUGCGGCGAGGAGUUCCCCGACGGACGAGCCCUCGUGAGCCAUCGGCACUCGCACAACAAGGAGCAGGGCAGCCGCACGUUCCCCUGUCGGGAGUGCGGCAAGACCUUCGGCAGUCGCAGCUCCCAGCAGAUCCACAUACGCAUCCAUACGGGCGAGAGGCCGUACGGUUGUCGAUUCUGCUGGAAGGCAUUCGCCGAUGGCGGCACCCUGAGAAAGCACGAGCGGAUUCACACCGGCGAGAAGCCCUACGGCUGCAUGAUCUGCCCCCGCGCCUUCAAUCAGAGAGUGGUUCUCCGGGAGCACGUGCGCUCCCAUCACUCUGGCCCGGACCCGAAAUGCGUGGGCAGCGCGACGCCGUAUCUGUGCAAGGUGUGCGGCGAGUCGUUCGGCACGCCAGAAGAGAUCGUGGCGCACAUAGUGCAGCACUGCGACGACAAUACCGCGCUGAGGCGCCAGCCGCAGGCCGGACCGCGCAAGUACAAGAGGAAACACAAGCUGAAGCCUAACGAGACGAACACGGUGGUGCGCAGGAAUGAAUUCUCGUACGACAUGCUGGAGGGCGGCGCUGGCGGUAGCGCCGGCGCCGGCGGCGUCGCAGGCGCGGCCGGUGGUGUCGGCGGCGCCGGCGGUUCCGACUCGGAGGACAACACCAAGCGGAAACUCGGCAGGAAGAACAAGCAGCAUCGGUCGAACGUUGAGGAGGGCUACCAGAACGUGCUGAAGAGCUUCGAGAGCUCGCUGCAGAACAUAAACUCCGUGAUCGUGAGCAACUCGAAGCUGAACACCAAGUCGAAGCUGUCGAAGAAGAAACUGCGCAAGGAGGAGAAGAAGCAGGAGGCGCAGGCGUCGAACCAGUCGGGGCGGCCGAAGAUGAUUCACACGCAGAAGACGCGGGUACCGGUGGAAGUGGGUAGCGACGGCGCGAAGAAGGGCCAGAAGACGAAGACGAUGGUGACGCGUACGCCGAAGGUGAUGCCGAACGAGCACAAGUCCGGCGUCUUCCCGGGCGGCGAGCGGAAUCGGCCGCGCACGAAGAACGUCAGCUACCACAUCGACUCGGGCAAGUUGCAAUUCACACCGGCAACGUUUACGAUGAAGACGGAGAGGGAGGAUGCUGUUGCGACUGCGAAGCAACAGCAGCCGGUGAACAUCAAGAUCGAGCCAGGCACGCAGAAGGCCGCCGGCGACAGCCACAGGAACAACAACGGGAACAUUCUGGCGCUCGGUAAGACGCAAGAACUGCCGAGCAAGAAGAAGCCGGCCGCUGUCAGGAGGACCAAGAGGCAGAAGCAGUUGGCGAUAAAGAAAGAAGCUGGUUUGAACGCCGAGUCGAUCGCAGGGAAGCAGCAGGCACAGCAGCAGCAUCAGCAUCAAGUGCAGACGAGAAGCAGCAGUAAUAACGCGGAGAUCAGCAGCGACCCGGUGCGACUGAUGGAGCACGCGAUGGACGGCAGCAACCUGGAGGUCGCGUUCGAGGCGAGCGUCGUGACCGCGCGGGAGGAGGACGAGGAGGAGAGCAUUCUGCCGCACGCGAUCGACGAGAUCAGCAAUGGCGACAACUCGGUGAAGCUCAGUGUGAAGGUGGAGCCGGCACCGCAGACGCGGAUGCUCGCCGUGCACAGUGUCAUUACACCAGUGGACGAUGUCCCGGAGACGAUAAUCCCGGACGCGGUCGAGUACACGUGCGAGAUGUGUGCUGCGGUGUUCUCCAGUCGCGCCGAGCUUCUCAUUCACGUCCCGAUACACAUUUGAUUCGACGGCUUGCCCGAGCCGGAAGGCGGCGCGGAAGUUUGUUCUACUUCUUUAAGUAUACUUGUCUGAUCCAACCCGCAUAUCCCCCCCUUCCGUCACGCGACUCGACGAGGCUCAUCGCGAGACACGAGGCGAUCCGCUUGGACUUCGACUUAGGGUAGCCUGCCGCCUACCUCCCCUUCGUUCUUUGCCCGGCGACACGAGAUCCUUCAUGUCUGCUCCUCGCCGUUUACCCGCAUCUUCUCGCUUUUUUUAUGUUCGGGGAUUCAUCCUUCUUUCAGUUCGGUUACCGCUCUUCGUUCGAGCCUUUUCGUUGCGUCGCGCGCGCGACCGGUGAUUCAAAGUCGCCGACUCGUUUUUGUUCCCUCUUGUUUUAUUUUUAAUGAUACGCAUGGUUAAACGGUCGAGCCAAAAAAAAACGAAACAGAUCAAUUAAACACGGGGCGAACACGUGGCUACAGGUGGUACCAUGACGUGCCAUAUCUCCCUUGAACGAAAUCGUUCACCCUCGGUACGCGAUCGGAGGAUCGACGUGCGACGACGCAGCUCCAAGUUCGACCGUCAUUGUUUUACUCGAUGCGGCCCUGUUUAUCUUCGGAAUUUCUACAUCGAGUCGAGAGUUUGUGAUACCGACACCCCGGCACGACAGCUUUGCGAUUUUGUACUUUGGGGACCGCUACGGAGAAGAGCGAGGGAUGCAUGGGCCGCGAACAGUACAAUUUCCAAUUUGUACGUGCAAUACAAUAUCGAGAUGAGACGGGACAAGGAGGAUCCUCUAUAUUUUAAUAGCUAUUGUGACAACUUAGUUUCUACGUAGAUCCAAUCCGAUUCGUAAUCGCUUUCACCGCGGCGAAUCCGUUCGCUGAAUUGACUCGAGAACAGAAACUGGAGAGGGCAGGGAGAGUAAAGUGUUGAAUUGCCGUCACGCGAGCCACCUUUUAUCCUCAGCGUUCAUCAGUUUUGCGAUUUCAACCUGGGGUCAUCUGUCUGAAAACGUUCGCUCGUUGUAAUUAUAAGCUCGUUACCCUCUUAAUUCAAUAUUUGUUCAAUUCUCUCGAAGAAGAGAAGCAAGAAUAGGUCGAGGAAGAAAGACGCUUCGACUUUACGACUCGUUGGGGAAUGCUCGUUCGAAUUGCGAAUGGGACAGGAGAAAUUAUCACGGGAUUCAGAUAAUGAAUCGAAUGAGCGAAUCGAUCCUCCGCAAGGAUCAUCGAGGACGCGUAACGUUUCUUGUAGAGUCGCGUCCGGAAAUAGCAGCACUGCACAUAGAAUUAUGUGAAUAUCACACUUUUUACUUGUGUCUGCAUGCAGUCUUAGAAUACGAUUAUCUUUCCGUCGUGGGGUGGCCGGUCGCGCGAUCGUUCCCUUGGAAUUGGCUCUCCAAGAACGAGAAUGUCCCAACACUGAUGGAACGUCGUCACGCGUACCGUUUUAUGGGCGGAGGGAAAGACAGCAUCGUCUCGAGAACUCUAUCAUUCGAAGCACUCUUAAAAAAAAAAACUUCAAAUGAAAUGAAAAAACGGACUUUCGUUGGAUCUGACGCCACGCUGAUUUUACAAAAUUAACUAUUUCGUAUUCUUGUACAUAUUCUCUAGUUAUGUUCUUAAUUAUAUUAAUUCUUUUGAUAUUAUAGAAAAGGAGCUAUAUAUAUAUAUAUAUAUACACACAUAUAUAUGUGUGUGUGUGUGUGUGUAUAUAUAUAUACACGGUUACGUAAUUACAUGUAUACUUAUACAGAAAUAUAUCACGCAUUAUAAAUAAAUAUACAUACAUAUUCAAAAUUGUAUGAUAAUGCCGCGCAGAGAGUGGCUGUUAUUCUCGAAAUAUAAUAAAUGAUUAUAAGUUUGUUAUUCUAUUAUAUUGUGUGUGUGUGUGUGUGGCUACGAGUUCAUAGGAGUUCCACCUCGUACGGUUACUUUCUUUCUUUUUUUCACUGCGGUGACGAGUAGAGUUCUUGCGUUCUUACAAGGGUAGAAAGCAGGUAUAAUAUCGGCUAUUUAUUAUUAUGAUUUUAUGUUUCGUUUUUAAUUUUUCGAUUUUACAUUUUCUCCUCGCGCGCGCGCACACACGCUACUACUCGUUACUCAGAGCCGGAGUAGUCUCCACGUGCACUACUCAAAUUGUUUUUUGCAAGCUCAUAAAUUUAUCUUCCAAGUUCGAGUGAAAAGCAUCGAGUCAUUCAGGAGGUCGGAUUCAACACUUUAUGCACUACUCUUGCCAUUUCUCGAGCGUUUUCAAGCCACUCGAUCGAUCGAUUCACUGUCUCGGGGGGCGAUAUUGUUAUCGAUGUGCCGCUUUUAUUGAAUGUGUACCACGUACCGCAUCGCGAUCAUGAUAAUUAUGUGCUGACACACACAGUUGGUUUCGUAUUACGGAUAACUUUAGCGUUGUGGGGAGACGGAAAGAGAGAAUGCACAUUGCGUGAUUAAUCUGAAACCUGCGAUUUCAGAGAAAGAAGAAACGGAAGAGAGAGAGAGAGUAUCCUCGGCUCGACGCGAAUCAAUUUGUACUCUAAGCGAACGUUUGUAAUUGUACUUUCGCGAUGUUGAUUAAGGCAAUCAAUCAAAAGAAAGAGAGAGAGAAUGAGGAAAGAAGGAAACAGGAAGCAAGACGAGAAAAGAAAAAAGACUAGCGCGUGCCCUAUUUUUGUAGUCAAAAACGUAUUUUGAAUACGACGAAAAUUCCCGUGCCGCUUUCUCGGUGCGCGUGUCUCACGGGUAAGAGAGUUCGUGUAAAAAAACGAAGAAAUUCUAUCAUUUAAUACUCUGUGAUGGUAGACGGGAUCGUGGCGUGCGGUGUCUGACUUCGUUUCUGUCUCUUCUGACGGAGAGAAAGAGAGUGGGAAUGGUUGUAAGAACGCGAUGAAUACUCGAUGGGCGACUGCGAUUGCGAGUUGCGGGAGUGAGUCUUUGAGAGAGAGAGGUGGGAUGAGAGAGAUUGCAUCGAUGAGAGCUUGUAUAGUAAAGAGAGGUGCGCUUUAGAAGCGAGAGCGAAAGAGAGAGAGAGAUAGAUGACCAAUGUAAAAUAAAGCAGAAGUAAAGAGAGAAGAGAGAGAAAGUGCAGGAAUAUAUAUGUAAAUACCAAAAUCGUACAUAUAUUUGCACACAUACACACACACACACACACACACGCAUACACACAUAUACGUAUACGGGAGACUGCAAGAGCCCGCGAGCAACUCGUGGCCCUUCCUCGGGAGGGAACCCUCCCUAUCGCGCGCGAUUAACAUUCCUGCGUUACAUCGAAAUCCUCCCGUCUCUUCCAAAAAGAAGAAGAAGAAGAAGAAAAAGAGGAGAGUAAAGAACGAAUUCAUCUGCGCCAAUCCUCAUGAGUGCACGUCACGACUAAGGUAUCGCGGAGCAAGAAGCAGGGGAGCCUCGAGAGUGAAAUCCUCGAGGAAUAGAGGGAGAAAGGGCCGAAAGCGUAAGAGUAGAAUAAAACAUGUACACACCUCCGUACACACACAGGCGCAUACACAUUUUUCAAAUACGAGGGGUUGACUCGUACAUAAUGUAAGUAAUUGUACGACUUCUUUAUAAUCGUAAGGCAGAAAAUCGUAGAGAAAGAUUAGCUGUUUAGAGAAUAAUAGAGUGUCGCAUGAUGAACAUUUCACACGGUUUAAUCAAGAGAGAGAAAGAAAGAAAGAAAGAGGAUUUGUAUGCGAGGAUGAGAGAGAGAGAGAGAGGGAGAAACUGUACGAGAGUUAUAUAAAUGUAUCACUUGAAAAUUGUAAACUAAGCUUCGAGACAUGUAUAGAUUUGUAAGCGCACUUUCAAGGAGGAGUAGCGUCCUUUCUUCAGCGAGAGGCCUGGGAGAGACCGCGGACCUCCCUCGCAGAAACGAAGGAGAGAGGAAGGUAGAGAGUAGACAGGAGGGAACACAUGUGUACAUAAUUAUAUUAUCUUGGACAUGGUAUAGCGGUUUAUUGUUAAUGGUAGUUGUACCUUUCUUUCCCAUUGAAUAAAACAUCGAUAGAUAUAUAUAUUAUA